Messenger RNA from Gracilinanus agilis (Agile Gracile Mouse Opossum), 763 nucleotides. RefSeq names its product AMP deaminase 1-like. NCBI's taxonomy places the organism in Eukaryota, Metazoa, Chordata, Mammalia, Didelphimorphia, Didelphidae. Gene Ontology annotation, cellular component: cytosol. Gene Ontology annotation, molecular function: AMP deaminase activity. The annotation marks the transcript as partial. The record is from RefSeq and is a predicted model, not a curated record. Gene Ontology annotation, biological process: AMP metabolic process; IMP salvage. The transcript is spliced from 3 exons.
GUUACAGUAGAGGAUUUCGAAGAAGUCUGCAAAGGUCUAUACCGGGCAUUAUGUAUACGGGAAAAAUACAUGCAACAAUCAUUUCAGAGAUUCCCUAAGACUCCUUCCAAGUACCUAAGGAGCAUUGAAGGAACACUUUGGAAAGCAGAUGAAAGCUUGUACCCAGUGUUCACUCCUCCCCCGAAGAAAGGAGAAGACCCUUUCCGAAAAGAUGAUCUUCCUGACAACCUGGGCUAUUGUUUCAAGAUGAAGGAUGGGGUCAUUUAUUGCUUUGCUAAUGAAGAGGCUGCCAGCAAAGAUGAGCCCAUACCACUCCCCUAUCCAAACCUGGAAUCCUUCUUAGAUGACAUGAAUUUUCUACUUGCUUUAAUUGCUCAAGGACCUGUCAAAACCUAUGCCCACCGACGCCUGAAGUUCCUGUCCUCCAAAUUUCAAGUCCAUGAAAUGCUCAAUGAGAUGGAUGAAUUAAAGGAACUGAAGAACAAUCCCCAUCGGGACUUCUACAACUGCAGGAAGGUAAAGUAGACCAGGGUCCUGAGAGCUGAGUCCAGAGGCAAGAGCCUGAGCUGUGGACUCUUCUAGCUCUUGGGAAAACCCAAGAACUACUGGUAUCAGAACUGGACUGAAAUCAGUGGGCCCAUGUCGAGGAAAAAAAUGAACAAUGGUCAGUAGGCGCUAGAAGUUUAAAGAUUCUCCAUUUUGUUGAUUGCAAACUAGAAAUGGAGAUGCUUGGUGCUCGGUCGAUAGAGAGCCAGGUCUAGAG